This is a messenger RNA of Funneliformis geosporum, 129 nucleotides long. Lineage: Eukaryota; Fungi; Glomeromycota; Glomeromycetes; Glomerales; Glomeraceae. The record is from the annotation of a GenBank genome assembly.
AAAAAGGCCAGAAGGAUUAAAGGUGCCAAUUCGCUUUUUGAUUUAGGUAAUGAGAGAGUUUUGAAAUAUGAUAAGAAAGAGUUAUUGAGGAUCUUGAAGAACAAUCAUUAUCAUUUCCCUAAAGAUUCA